Suillus subaureus is the source of this 3231-nucleotide messenger RNA. RefSeq lists its product as uncharacterized. NCBI's taxonomy places the organism in Eukaryota, Fungi, Basidiomycota, Agaricomycetes, Boletales, Suillaceae. The coding region runs from base 80 to 2989 and encodes 969 amino acids. The record is from RefSeq and is a predicted model, not a curated record. The transcript is spliced from 7 exons.
CCGAAAUCGAAUCUGUGGUCCGGCUGUCUACCAUACGCUAAUCAAGGCCUAGGUCCACUUCGCACAGGAUACUCAGAUAAUGGCCCCCUCGCCGUCGACGGCGUCGGUACCCCUUUCAACGUCGUCCACAACAUCCACCAUGGCCUUAUCAACGGCGCCUGCUACGACUGCGAGCUACUCAACCGGUGAUCAUAUCUACAAGGGUAAACAUACAAACAGAUCAUGGCAACAGCUCCCCCCAGAGCUCAUCAGACAUAUUGCGUCUUUGUACCUCAAGGAUGUCGCUACGCACCUAUACUGUCCGUUCACUUGGGAAGUUAGGGAGGUUUGGCCCUCAAGAAUGGUCUACGCAGCUUUAUGUCAGGCCAUAGAACUCGAGAAGUUGAUGAAUGUCACCCCUUCUUGGUGUACUGCUCUCAAAUCCCAUCUAUUUUGGAAUCAUGCAUGCGCACUCCUGGAUCCUCAUGACAUACUUCACCAAUAUGCAAUCGUACGCCCUCAAGCCCCCGCAGAUGGGGCUGCAGGGGCUGCAACUAUCGCGCCACAGCCUUACCGUUUACCCCCUCACACCCACUUUCGCACUAUGACCUACCAUUCCUGCAUCAUCUGCCGCGUCAAUUCACCUUGUUCGUCCGUUGGCCUCGGAGCCGCAAAGCGAACACAUGUUGUCCCAAGGUUGGGCGUGAUAUCCGUGUGUCGCGAGCAUCGCAAAACCGCAUUUUGUGGUGUAUGCCUACGUGAGGCUCCCGCCGCCGAGUGUGAUCCCCAGUUUGAUAUCAGAGUAACAUGCGUCUCAGCGAUGACGAAACCUGGCCUGGCGUUGAUGCAACGUGUAGGUCAUGUCGUUCGGAAGGUCUUUGGAACCGCAUCAAAUCAAGUGCUCGUGACCGCGAGGCGAUUGGUGGUCCACCACGUGUUCCACCCUGGAAAUACGCAUCGGCAGGAUUGGGAGACGCGUCAAACAGUCGAUGCGUUCAUCGAGCUGGGCGAAGGCUCAAUUACAGAGGUCCUAAACGUUGCCCGCGAAAAGCUGUGGCUACGAUCAUACACGAAAAUGCCGGAGUUGAUGGAGCAAGCUGUUGCUGCUACUCGUUGGGCUAGCGAAGGCAUGGGGACAGAUUUCUCGCAAAAUUCUUAUCAUCAUCGUGAACCGGAGAGUGUAGCAGCGCCGCAGCAAGAUCAUACACGCACUACAGAAGGAGGGGACUCGUAUAGCCCCGUCAACAGCCUGUCUCCACGUCGUUCGCGCUCACCGUCUCCGCGGUCAGCGUACUCCUCGGAUUAUGAGGGCUCGGAGGAUGAAGACGAUCCUGACUUGCUUUCUAUGACUGAAGAUGCUGGUGGUGUGCGCGACCUGGCCAUUGCUGAUUGGGCACGGACACGAAUUCUUGAUGGACACUGGUGUAGUCCUGCCGACCAGUGGUAUGGUUACGCUCGACCGACUGGUGGAGGUGUCAGGGAUCCUGGCGAGGAACCUGACUACGAGUCGGAAACUGACGACGAUGAGCCUCUUGAGAGUGGACAGUCUCGCCGCCGCAUCAGAGUUCCCGCUACACAUCCUUGUCCGUGGACACUCUCGAGGCCAUCGUCCCCAUCAUCUCUUCCCUCACCCACCGACGACUCGCAUCCACGCCUCUCGACUGUUCGUUCUCAAGCCCCACCGUCGUUCGGACUUUGUGAGCAGGCCUUCCGUGCCUUUUCAAAACAGUUGCGCCAGAUCCUAUUGCCUGGGAUGAACAAUAUUGUCCGCCGGCUCGUUAUUGAGUCUGCAAAUGGGAUAGGAGGCGCUUGGAUAGACCCUGCUGUGCGCGCAUCGAAGAUGAACCUUGAAGAUGUGCUUGCUGAGUUGCGCACGCCUGGAGUAUGGUUUGAUGGCGUUGACUGGGCGGCCGGCGGCUUGGACAUCGGCGGUAAGCGCGAGGACGAUUCCUUGAGUAGCACCAGUGCGUCGACGAGAAGCGAUGGAUCACAUACGACGAGCCCUGUUCUUUCUACGACAACGCUACACACCACGCCGUCGCCUCCACCGUCACAUCCUGAGGAGAAAGAGCAUGAGCCUGCAACGAUAACGCCAACAGUAAGGCCGAAACCGCCACAAGUCGUUAUCCCCAUUCCCGUGUCACCGGUGUUAGAAUCACCCAAGCUUUUACACCCUAUCCCUUAUGUACCGGUUACGCUGGCCCAUAUGGCACAGUACAGUCUCGAAGCGUUCAAACAGGUAUGGCGCGAGGCAUGUGCACCACUGUAUCACUGCCGAUGCUCUGUCUGCGAACGUGCUAUGAUCAAGGCAAAUGUUGCCGCCGGUAACCCUGUCACUGCUCAGGUGCGGCCUGCGCCCAAAAAUGAACCCCAAGCCCGGGUACCACAGCCUCAACCACAACAACCGCCAGAAUAUGAGAACCUUAGUGAAAUAGUUCUAGAAGAGGUACGUGUUCCAAGAACCAAGGUGGUGAAGGAGGAAGAGGAGGAGGAGCUAGAAGAAGAAGAAGAGCUGUAUGAGGACGAGGAAGAAGAGAGUGAAGAGGAGCAGUAUGAGCUCACGAACACACAUUCCCAGACGCACACUGUCACACCCCGGAAACGCUCUUCUGGGGACCUCGAGGCAGAGAACGCUGCUACUGGUGAUCCCAUCGAGGUCCCUCGUACCUCGACUCCGCCAAAGCGUCCCCGGACAGACUCGGAUCGUCCUUCUGUCGCGCCAAUCCCUACGCCUCGCCAACGAAAACGCUCGUCAGAAGAGCUGGACGUGGGCAAUGACUCUCCGUCCCGGGGUGACUCCCUACAAAAGCGACUGCGCGUUGAGGAGUCCUCGCCAGGCUCCCACUCAGCGCCUCGCACACUCAGCGUCUCACCUCCUGUGGUGGAUUGCGCAGAUGGGUAUAGCAGGAAGGGCUUUGUUGACGCUGGGGAUGGGGAUUUUAGCUGUCUGCGAACGGGUCUAGUCAAUGGUGGCGAGCUGGACGGGUUGUACGUGUUCGAGGAGCCGUAAGUUAAUUUAAAAAGUGGAAUUGUGUUCAGCAUUAGCAUGCUUUCAACUCUUGUAUUUUGCAUUCUGUACAACUAUACCAUAUCUCCUUGGUUUUUUCUACGGCGACGACGACCACAACUAACACUGUUUACAUAACUGAAUCGUUGGGGAUUUGGUGAUAAGGGCUAACAGCAAAACAAAAAUCCAUCGUGCCCGCUGGCUGGAUUGAACAACCGACCUCAUCAUUACGAGUGACGCGCUCU